This is a messenger RNA of Chelmon rostratus (copperband butterflyfish), 2923 nucleotides long. It is a transcript of the gene chadlb, whose product is annotated as chondroadherin-like b. NCBI's taxonomy places the organism in Eukaryota, Metazoa, Chordata, Actinopteri, Chaetodontiformes, Chaetodontidae. The transcript has 10 exons. Gene Ontology annotation, molecular function: protein binding. The coding region runs from base 1 to 2319 and encodes 772 amino acids. Gene Ontology annotation, cellular component: extracellular matrix. The record is from RefSeq and is a predicted model, not a curated record.
AUGUACUCCCAGCUUCGUCCCGACAGCCUCUGGGUCCUGCUGCUGCUCUGCAUCCCUGCUGCACGCACAGCAAAAUGUCCACAGCAGUGCAUCUGCGACCAGAUCCAGCUCACCGUGACCUGCGUCAACAAGAACCUGACCCAAGUUCCUCCCACAGUCGACGAGAUCACGGUGAAAUUAGACCUCCGAGGCAACGACAUCCAGGAACUUCCCACCGGGGCUUUCAAACACACUCCCUACCUGACUCACCUGUCGCUGCAGCGCUGCAACAUCCGCAGGGUGAAGGAGGGGGCUUUCCGUGGCCUCGGUCGCCUGGUCUUCCUCAACCUGGCCAACAAUAACAUUGACAUCCUCUACCAGGAGUCAUUCGACGGCCUGUCCUCGCUGAAGCAGCUUAUGAUUGACCGCAACCGCGUGGAAGAGAUCCAGCCCGGAGCUUUCUCUCAGCUCGGCUUCCUCAACCUGCUGUCCCUCACACACAACCAGCUGGUCUACAUCCCCAACAUGGCCUUCCAGGGCUUGCAGAACAUCAAAUGGCUUCGCCUUAGUCACAACUCUCUGAACUACCUGGACACCGAGGCCUUCGCUGGUCUCUUCACGCUCACCCGUCUCAGCCUGGACCACAAUGAGCUGCAGUUCUUCCCCACUGAGACCAUGACCAGACUGCCAGAGGUGACCCGUCUUGAUCUGAGCUACAACCCAAUGACUUACCUCGGGGAAGAGGUGGUGUCCAUGGCCAAACUGACCCACCUCUUCCUGGACCACAUGUCCCUGCAGGACCUGGCCAGCACAGCCGUGUCGAAAUCCCCCAGCCUCAUCCACCUGGACAUCAGCUUCAACCAGCUGCGUGUCAUCCAGCCCUUCCCUGAAGGUUCACCCAAGCUGGCACGCCUCAACCUGGCCGGAAACCCCAUCCACUGCAACUGCUACCUGCGUCCACUCAGGGAGUGGGCGAUUCGUAGCAAAGUGAAGCUGAUGGGGACAUGUGGAGGACCCGCCCACAUGUCAGGAGAGAACCUGGAGGCCGUUUACCCCUCUGAGCUGCGCUGUCAGAGCCAGGAGGCCAUGCUGAAGGCAGAGUUUGAGGAGGCAACCAGGAUCACACCACCACCCACCGAAGAGCCAGAGAACAAGGUCAAGUGUCCUGCCAACUGUGUCUGUGAGGCUGCGACACAUCACUCCUCAUGUGAGAACCGCGGUCACACCAAAGUUCCUCGGGGGUUCUCCCCCAGCACACGUCUCCUUGACCUGCGUGGCAACCACUUCCACUACGUCCCUAGCAACAGCUUCCCCGGUGUUGCCCAGGUGGUGUCCCUACAUCUGCAGCGCUGCAAGAUUGUAGAGGUGGAGGACGGGGCCUUCAGUGGAAUGAAGGGACUGAUCUACCUGUACCUGUCAGAGAACGAUCUCACUUCCCUCAGCCCUGACGCCUUUAAAGGCCUUCCUCAGCUGACGUACCUCCACCUGGAGAAGAACCGCUUCACUGAUUUCCCCAAAGGAGCCUUCAAACUGGUGCCCAGCCUGCUGGCGCUUCACUUGGAGAACAAUGGCAUCACCAAGCUGGAGCCGGACACCUUGAAUGGAGCUGAGGGCCUUAGAGCCCUCUACCUCACUGGGAACGCCAUCGAUCGCGUUUCACCCAAGGCUCUGGACCAGGCCAGUGACCUCGAUACGCUCCACCUGGGAGGAAACAAGCUGAAGGAGGUGCCCACUGAAGCACUGAGCAGGGCAGGGAACCUCAGAGACCUGAGGCUGUCUGGGAAUUCAAUUCGCUGGGUGGGCCCAAAUGCUUUUCGACCACUGGAGAGGUCGCUGAAGGAGCUGUACCUGGACAACAUGGGAUUGGAAAAGAUGUCACAGAACUCCCUGGCAGGUCUGGGUCCAGUGCUGAGGAGUCUCUUUCUGGAGGGCAACCAGCUGGAGGAGGUGCCCAGCCUCUACCCCCUCACUUCUUUGGAGGUCAUCAACCUGGCCGACAACCCUCUGAUGUGUGACUGCCCUCUGCUGCCACUACGCUUGUGGAUUGAGAAGGUCAACCUGAAGGUACGAGCCACCUGUGCCAAUCCCCCUGAGCUGAGGGGUCGCAAAGUCAAGGACGUCCACGUCUUCAAAGCCUGUCCCGGGGGCGAGAGUCUCCCCUCCACCCCUGACGUCACCCCAAAGCCCGCCAAGGCGCCAAAGGCAACCAAACCCAAGCCUAUGCAUCUCAAUGGCCUUCGUCAAGUCAAAAUGCUUAAAGCCAAAUCCAAACCUCGCAAAAGUCCCAAUACAAAACUGGCAGCAGCCAAGAAAACCACCAUGAGACGCACAUCGGCCUGAACCUGCUGCCUUUUGUACUGAUGUUUUGAGACCACAGCUUCUAGAAAACUGGCAACUGUUGAAGAUUUUGAGGUGAAACCAUGGCUCCAACUCUCGAAAACUGCAACCUCUGCUGACUUUGAAAGCUGUAGCUGCUGAGGCUGUUUCACAUCUCCUGCCAGCCAGUUUUUUUGUAGUAUUACCUUUUUGCUGUAUAAUCAAUAGUGUUGAAAAAGGUCGAAAAGAUUUUUUUUUCCUCCAUCAUCCAGGGAACCUACACUGAGCACACAUGCUCUUUGUCAGCACCACCCUGCUUCACAUUCACAGCAUUAGAUACACAUUCCCAGCUCCUCCGGGUUCUGAGCAGCUCAGGUGGGUGUUUUAGCAUCCUGAAGGAAAAUGAAGUGAAUGUCAUUAGCUUUAGUCAUUAUCAUUCAAAAAUGAUUCUCUUUGGCUUUAUGCUAGUUAUCCCAAACCACUACACCACAACUGCAGAAUGUAUGAACUAAUUGAAAGCCCAAUGCCAUUCAAGUCCCAUUUCUACAGAAACUCUGAGACAACAUUCACAUCAAAGUUGAGGAACAAUAUCUUUUUUUAUCACAUGUACAAAAAACAACAAAUUUGG